AUGAACAACUUCAAUUUAUAUCUUCGGAAAGAACGACCCGUCGAAGAAAAUCCGAAAGCAUAUCGGAAAAGCGACCUGACAAAGACUGAAAAUCCAAAGGCAAAUUCAAAAUUUUCAGUAUCUUUCAGGAUCGUUCAGGAAGAAACGGCCUGUCCCAAGGUCGAAAUCCAACCUUUCAGGAAGAAACGAUCUGUCCUUCAAGACCGAAAAUCCGAUUGUUUAGGAAGAAACAGUUUGUCCCAAGGCAAAAAAUCCGAAGGCAUAUUUGGUCUGUGUCUUUGUAAGAAACGACUUGUCCGAGACCAAAAAUCCGAAGGCAUAUUCGGUUUGUGUUUUCAGGAAGAAACGACCAAUGCCGAAAAUCCGAAGGCAUAUUGGUGA
This is a messenger RNA of Paraglomus brasilianum, 381 nucleotides long. Lineage: Eukaryota; Fungi; Glomeromycota; Glomeromycetes; Paraglomerales; Paraglomeraceae. The record is from the annotation of a GenBank genome assembly.